AAAAAUUGAAUAUCCAAUUAGAGUACAUUUGAAUUUGAAUUUAUCCAAUAACGGUAUUUGUUUAAUUAAAAAAUUAUUUACACGCUCUAUAAUUGGCUAGUUAAAACUUCCAAAAGUAUAUUUAUUUGCAAUCUACGCGUUGUCUAAUGCCAUUAGAAUUGAAGCUAUACUUAUCUUCGGAACCAUUAAAUGCGUGAAUAAACUAUCUGUCCGACAUUUAUUUCAUUCCCACUUAAUUAUUCAGUGUUAAAACGAAGAAAAUGGUCGAACACGAUUCUAUUUUUUAUUGUUACACGAGAAUGUAACCUACAUUUCUUUAUUAAAUUCUCGAUCAAUGGAAGGUUUAGUCGAAUUUCUUCAUAAAUGCUACCUACACCUCAUAAUUCACGUUUGUCUACCUUUAAAUUUUUUCUUGCUUAUUAAAUUAACUUCCUAGUUUCAAGCACAAUAGUAUCCAGUAGUGUCAAGGUGGGUAGAUACAGUUUAAGGGUCGAAGGCAGCAUCAACGGAGUUUUGGGAGGAUCCGGUUUUCAUAACGAAACGGAGUUGGAGUUUUCACCAAAUUUCCUGACCAUUCUCAUCCAAACCAACAAACUCGUGUACAAUCACGAACAACCCAUUCGAAUUCGUGCAGUGAUGCUGACAACAGAAUUAAAACCCUAUUCCGAUCCGGUUAAUAUUUAUUUGAUCGAUUCGAGGGGAUUCAUCAUGAAGAGGUGGGUGUCCGUUUAUCCGCAUUUGGGUUUCGUCAGCGUCAAAUUCGUUCUUCCUAGAGAUUUUCCCCACGGGUGGUGGACGGUGAGGAUCGUGGCGCUAGGCCAAGUGGAAGAGAAAAAAAUUCUUCUGGAACGUUGGUUCAGUCACAGGUACGACGUCAACGUCAUACUACCCGCCUUCGUACUGGAUUCGGAAGAAAACCUGGAGGGUUCUAUCAUGGCCAACCACACCAACGUGGCGCUGGUCCAGGGAAACGCCACCGUCAGAGCCUACGUGCGAUCCCUGAAGAAAUCCAAAGGAGACGACACGUUGCAGAAGGAUCUGUUUCUGCAAGAGAACGUCGUAGAAUUUUACGGCGUGUACGAUUUUAGUUUCCCCAUGAGAAGCCUGCAACAAUUGGCCGGCUCCACGCCUCUAGACCAGUGCGAAAUCGAGGUGCGAGCCAGCGUGGGAGAGCGUUUCUACGAUAUCGUGGUCACGGGUUACGCCAGAGCUCGUAUCAUCAACGACACCCUCAAUCUCUUCUUCCUCGGAUCUCAACCUCAGAUAUUCAAACCCGGAAUGACGUUCCAUCUGAGAAUCGCCGUUUCCUAUCACGAUUUCGUUCCCCUUUCCGAAGAAAGGUUGUCCACUUCCUCUCUUCUAAUCGAACCUAUGGCAAUAAUGGAACUGGGAGGUAGAAGAAGGUUGAGAGAGAUAGAAGAACACUUCGACUCUACCGGAGUUCUGGAAAUAUCCAUCGAGACUCCUCAAGAUGCCGAGAGAAUAGAAGUUUCGGCGAGAUACGAAGACGAGCAAGGGCGGGCUCAGACGUCGAUAACUCUAUUGGCACAUUACUCGGAACGCAAAAGAAACCUUCAGAUAACUUCCAGCACAAAACUCGCUCAAGCGGGAGAAUUCGCAGUUUUUCACGUCAGGAGCGAUUUCCACCUGAAAAGUUUCAAUUAUUUGGUCAUGUCCAAAGGCAUAAUACUUCAGAUGGGAAGCGAAAAAGUGGCGGGUCUUGUCAAGAGCAUCACUACUUUCGUGGUUCCCGUCUCGCCGGAAAUGGCUCCCAGUCUGUCCGUUCUGGUCUAUCACGUGACUAACGACGGCCAAUUGGUGGCCGACUCCAUGAUACUUCCCGUCAACGCCGUCAACAGAGUGCCGUUUACCUUGGACGUAAACAAAAAACAGGAUCGAACCGGUAACAUUAUAGAAUUGGUACCCAUCUUGAGCACGGAAGCUCGCGUGGGACUUUCGGGCGUAGACCUGGAUACGGUUUCUACUCAAGGAUACAACGAUCUCACUCCCUCUUCCUUGUUGGAACAAAUGUACAAGUUCGAGAAGCAUCACUUGCUUCGGCAACGCGUCUAUUGGCAAGACCGAGAAGGGGGACCCAGCAAAAUAGAAUACUUCAGCACGUCUAAUUACGGCACCGACACUAACAAGACUUUCGCAUUCUCGAGUCUGGUCGUAUUCACCAAUUUGAAUGUCGGAUCUCAUCCUCGUGCGUGUCUACAGACGGACGGUCUCUGCAGGAACGGCGAUUGUUAUCCCAGCGAUAGAAAGUGCGACGGUUACAGAGAUUGUUCGGAUGGUUCCGACGAAGCCGCAUGCGAGACCGAAGACGAGAACGAAUUGCUACACUUCUUCAUUUACAGAAAGAACAGACAGAACUCGUUCGUGGAUGCCACCGCCAGCGAUUUCGCCUGGCACGAUGUUCUUCUCGGCCAUCAGAAUAACGAUUUCGUGGAAUGCGAAGUACCCAAAGGUCCCAGCGUUUACAGGCUCAACGCCAUAGGAAUAAGUAAAUUGCACGGUUUGGUUAUACUCGAGGAUCCUCCUCUGCACGAUUCGGCCAGACCCUUCUUCAUCACCAUAGAAUCGCCGGAAGUGGCCAUCAUCGGAGAACAAAUAGGAAUCAAAGUGGCGCUCUUCAAUUUCCAACGCUUCGAAAUAAAGGCGGAAGUAAUUUUGGCGCCUUCCGACGACUACAAAUUCGUACAAGUGGAAGCUUUCGGUGUGGUGUCAUCGUACGGUCCCCGUUUGACUUCGGGAGAACACCAGCAUUUGGUUUACAUCAAACCGUACGGACAGUUUAUCGUCCACGUGCCAAUAGUGGCUACCAGGAAAGGAAAGAUCGAAGUGGUAAUCACGGGUAGAACACAAGUAGCUAAAGACGUCGUCACCAUUCCCAUGGAAAUUCUGCCCGACGGCGCUCCCGUGACCGUACACACGUCGCUCUUACUCGACAUGAGAUCCGAAGCCUACAACAUAAAAUACCUCAACUUGACGGUGGCGGAAGAUCCCAUAAUUCCUCUGGAGGAGACGUACAGGCGUUACCUUUUCGGGUCCGCCAGCGCCAGGGUGUCUGUCAUAGGCGACAUCGUGGGUGCACCUUUGCCCACGGAGGAUUUCGUGGACGCCACGGACGUCGGACACAGUUACUCGGUCAAGUCGGGGGAUCAAGUCUUGUUCAAUUUCGCUUACAACUUGUACACCUUAAUUUACUUGCGCCAGACCAAUCAGCUGCACGCUCCUAUCACCAAGAAAAUCUUGGAGUAUUUAAAUCGAGCCUACGUAUUCGCUUGCGUAUUUUACAAAGACAACGCAUUCACCAUGUUUAUGAAGGAGCCCAGCGUUUGGUUGACGGCCUACGCCGUUAGAAUUUUCCACUUAGCGCAAUACCCCGAUUGGGAAAAUAAUUUGUAUCUCGACCCCGAAAUAAUAACCAAGGCCACGAGAUACAUCUUGAGAAAACAGACCUCUCAGGGUUCUUUCUACGAGACCACUCUUCAUCCUUGGAACGGAAGAAUGGAUCCCAGGUCGAAAAGUUCUUUAGACCGCAUUCAGUACAAGAACAUCUCUCUGACUGCGCACGUGCUCAUCACUCUGUGCGAAGUUGACGAUCUCGUGGGAGAUUUACGAAUCGAAGUGGCUUCGGCCAAGAAGCGAGCCACUGCCUACCUAGAAACGCAGCUACCCGAUCUGAACCACCCCUACGAAGUGGCCAUUGUCACUUACGCUCUGAUGUUGGCGGGAAGCGCCGAUGCUCAAGUGGGAUUUUCCAAAUUGGAAAACAGCAAGUUGUCCGCAGAAGGUCUAGUGUAUUGGAGUCCGGAGAAGAUCCCUCCGCCGCAAAUGGUUUAUCAGAACCAGAGGCCUUUCCUGCAACCGCGUUUGCCUCGGAAGCACGACGCCAUGGCGGUGGAAGCCACGGCUUACGCUCUCAUGGUAUACCUCAACUACGGCGGUCUGUACCAAGAACAUAUCGUCAAAUGGCUCAACAGCAUGAGGAUGUUCGACGUCGGCUUCAUAUCCACUCAGGACACCAUAGUGGCCGUACAGGCUCUGGUAGAGUAUUCAUUCCGCACUCACAUACGAGAGAUCACCAACAUGAAGUUGACCGUAGAAUCUAGUUCCAACGCUGGAAAUAUCCAAACUGUUUAUGUCACCCAGAAAAAUUUGGCGCAAAGAAAGGAAAUUGAGAUCCUGCCUAACGUUUGGGGACACGUUGAAGUCCUGUCGCAAGGAUCGGGACUGUCCAUUCUGCAACUGGACGUAAGUUACAACGUGGAUCGCGAUUUCCUGAUGCUACCUUCGCCCGUUCCCGCUUUCGAUUUGACGAUAAGAGAGUUUUAUCAUGGAAGAAAUAAAUCGCACAUGAACAUAGAGUGUUGCGCCAAGUGGCUGUUGACUUCGGAGAGUCCUACCAGCGGAGUGGCGGUUAUAGAAAUUUUACUACCCACCGGAUACGACGUGUAUCGACCCACUAUGGACGACUAUGUCAGGAGCCAAGUAGUGCCCAACUUGAAGAGGGCCAGGGUACUACCUAAAACCGCAGUUUUCAUGUUCGAUUACUUAGGGAACGAAUGGACGUGCGUCAAGUUUACUGUCGAAAGAUGGUUUCCGGUGGCCAACCUCACCCGCUAUCUGAAAGCCAAAGUUUACGAUUAUUACGCACCAGAAUACAGUCAAGAAAUAAUAUUCGAAGACUACAGUCUUUACGUGCUGAGCAUCUGUGAAGUGUGCGGUUCCUAUCAGUGUCCUUACUGUCCCUACUUCAGUACUGCCGUAACAUUAACCUUUAAUUGGGGAACGGUUUUGCUAGUGGCACUUUUACAUCUCUUCUUUUGUAAAUACCCUUCGUGAUGCCACGAUUCUUUAACCUCGUUAACCCCAGGGAAUGCUCCGUGGUGUGUGUAUGUGUGUGUAUAUAUAUAUAUUUACACGACGUGUACUGUACAUAAAUUACGUUACGACCGUUCAUUGUCCAAAAUGAAGAAAAGUUGCGCGCGGUCGUAAGUCAUGCCUCCAUGUCCCAAGUGUAAAACUUGGUUUUUAAAUUUUACACAUUUAUUUAUAGAAGAAGCGUUAUUUUGCAAAUUAUUAUCAUCGACUUUUUAUUAAAUUUGUAUAUAAAAAGCGGCCUGUGAAGUUCUAUUUCAAUCUGUUAAAAGUGCACUUUUUAAUUUUUUUAUACUUUUUUGAAAAUAAAAUUUAUUUGACUUUUGAAAUUACUCGGAGUAGUUUCUGAUUUGUUUCAUUUUGUACUGCUACGACACAAACUUAAAACAUUAAGUAAAAAGCUACAUCCGCCCUGUAGCGUGUCAGUUCUGUAUGACAAAAAACUAAUUAGAAUGCAAUUCACACGAUAAUUUCAGCAUAACUAUAUCAAAUAUUCCCAAAAUUUCCUGUAGCGUGGAGCAAUUAAAUUACUUAUUGUAUUUUGUAGAAACAAACUGACCAAAUAUGCAAAAGCAAAAAUUUAUUUAAAAACAAAGAUAACUGCCUAAAUUAAAAGUCAGAAGUAUAAAGUAAUUUACAAUUAAGAUCAAUUUUUUCAAAGGUAAGAUCUGAUAAGUUAUACAAACCCUUUUUGUUUUAUUUACAAUAGCAGAAAACUUUUCGAAUGUUUAACGUAAUUUACCAUAAUUUCGUGCCAAUAACCUGCAUGGGUGUAUUACACUCAACUAAACAUUGUUAGAACUGAAAUACUCCUUCGAAUAACACGCUGAAAUACACCUUCGAAUAA
Messenger RNA from Centruroides sculpturatus (bark scorpion), 5734 nucleotides. RefSeq names its product CD109 antigen-like. The transcript is spliced from 30 exons. Bases 637 to 4851 code for a protein of 1404 amino acids. Lineage: Eukaryota; Metazoa; Arthropoda; Arachnida; Scorpiones; Buthidae. The record is from RefSeq and is a predicted model, not a curated record. Gene Ontology annotation, molecular function: endopeptidase inhibitor activity; protein binding. Gene Ontology annotation, cellular component: extracellular region.